Messenger RNA from Fusarium verticillioides 7600, 321 nucleotides. RefSeq lists its product as hypothetical. The transcript has 2 exons. NCBI's taxonomy places the organism in Eukaryota, Fungi, Ascomycota, Sordariomycetes, Hypocreales, Nectriaceae. The record is from RefSeq and is a predicted model, not a curated record. Bases 1 to 321 code for a protein of 106 amino acids.
AUGAAGUUCUUUGGCAUUCUUGUUCUUCCCGCCCUUGCCCUUGGCGCUGCUACGCCCAAGGCUACGGAUGAGGCUCAGGUUCACACUCUCGACCUUGGCUGUCUUGGGGCUGCCCCUAACAUCCUCGACUGCGUUGGGAAGAUCACCCAGGUCGAUCCCCUCGGAGCGACCGAUUGUAUUACCAACUUCGUAACUGGUAUCAUCAAGUGUGUUCCUGGCCUUGGCAGCCUUGCCGAUAUUCCUGGUUUUCCCAGUCUGCCUGCUGGCACUCCUGCCACUCCCGUCACCCCUUCUCUUCCUGGUAUCCCUGGGCUUUUUUAA